GGUACAGAGCAAAGACGAAGCAGUGAAAGGGAUGAAAUUGAAGAAGAAAGAAAGAGAAUGAGCAGCAACGCCGGAAACGGAAAGGUCGUGUGCGUCACUGGUUCUUCUGGUUACAUUGCUUCAUGGCUCGUCAAGCUUCUUCUUCUUCGUGGUUACACUGUCAAGGCCACUGUUCGCGACCCUAAUGACUCCAAGAAGGUAGAUCAUCUGCUCAAUCUUGAUGGAGCCAAGGAGAGAUUGCACCUGUUUAAAGCAGAUCUCUUGGAAGAAGGUUCCUUUGACCCCGCUGUUGAGGGAUGUGAGGGUGUCUUUCACACUGCCUCUCCCUGCCGUACUGAUGUUAAAGACCCACAGACUGAACUUAUUGACCCAGCCGUCAAGGGAACUCUUAAUCUUCUUAAAUCAUGUGCAAAAUUGCCAUCUCUGAAACGAGUUGUUUUAACAUCUUCCAUGGCUGCAGUGUUAUGUAAUGGACAACCUAGAACUCCUGAAGUCGUAGUUGAUGAGACAUGGUUUUCAAAGCCAGAAUUUUGCAGGGAGAUUAAGCUCUGGUAUGCGCUUUCCAAGACAUUAGCUGAAGAUGCUGCCUGGAAAUUCGUAAAAGAAAACAACAUUGACAUGGUUGUUAUCCACCCAGCAUACGUACUGGGAUCACUUUUGCAACCAUCACUUAACGACUCUUCUGCUACAGUUUUAAAGCUAUUAACUGGUGCACAAACAUCUCCGAAUUUAACUGUAGGAUGGGUCAACGUGAGAGACGUUGCAAGUGCUCAUAUUCUAGCAUUUGAGAUUCCUUCAGCUAGUGGAAGAUAUUGUUUGGUUGAGACUGUGGCACACUUCUCAGAGAUUGUAAAGAUUUCACACGAAUUGUACCCAACAUUACCACUUCCAGAAAAGUUUGUCAUGGAUGAGCCAUUGAUGCCCAAGUAUCAAGUUUCUCAAGAAAAGACUAAAACCUUGGGAAUUGAGUUUAUUCCAUUAGACAUAUCUCUUAGAGAGAUAGUGGAAAGCUUGAAAGAGAAGAAGUUUCUCAACUUUUAAUCGUGAAAUCUCCUUUAGAUAUUAAUAAUCAUAACCGUGUUUUAGUUCACAUCUUU
Neltuma alba is the source of this 1097-nucleotide messenger RNA. Its product is annotated as cinnamoyl-CoA reductase 1-like. The transcript has 6 exons. Gene Ontology annotation, molecular function: oxidoreductase activity, acting on the CH-OH group of donors, NAD or NADP as acceptor. The record is from RefSeq and is a predicted model, not a curated record. The coding region runs from base 58 to 1041 and encodes 327 amino acids. NCBI's taxonomy places the organism in Eukaryota, Viridiplantae, Streptophyta, Magnoliopsida, Fabales, Fabaceae.